Messenger RNA from Cylicocyclus nassatus, 2866 nucleotides. The record is from the annotation of a GenBank genome assembly. NCBI's taxonomy places the organism in Eukaryota, Metazoa, Nematoda, Chromadorea, Rhabditida, Strongylidae.
AUGAAGCCUCUACUGAAGACCGCGAAGGAAAGCAGUGCGUCAGCUGGUCGUGCAGGCGAAGAGAAGCAUGUGAAGAUUGUUGCUGAUCAAAAGGCUGAGAAGAAGACGGCGUUGGCCGAACAAAAAGUUGAGAAAUCAACUCCAGCACUAAGAGUGCAGAAAACGCCGGGUUUCACAGCACCAUCGCAAAGCACACAGUCACAGUCUCCAGAAAGCAGAGAUUUAUACGCUCCUGAACAGAUUAAAGUGUUGCAUAUCAACGACAUAAUGGAAGCUUCAGUAUCUCCGUCGUCAAGAGCAGUACUAGCAGCAGAUGAAGGCAAACGCGGACCAAUAAAAGUUGAAAAACCGAUACUUGAUCAGGAAAAGUUUGAUAAGUAUUACGGAUAUCGGAGAAUUGAUUUAACGUGGGCCAAAAAGUUGCAUUGGCAUUUCAAGCAGGUGUCGAAGUGGAAACGAGCAGAUUGGGCACAUUUUUGGAUGGGACGAGUUCCCAUAAGCAAAUGGUUAUCGCAAUACAAAUGGCGCGAAGAUUUAAGAUCAGAUCUAUUGGGCGGCACAAUGCUGUCGAUCAUAUGUCUGCCGCAAAGUCUAGCAUACGGGUAUUUAGUUGGUGUCCCUCCUAUUUAUGGCUUAAUUACUGCCAUAUUUAUUCCACUGGUCUAUGUGAUUUUUGGCAGCUCACGUCAUAACUCACCGGGGUGUUUUGCCAUAGCCGCCCUCAUGGUUGGUGGUGUAGUAGAAAAAUUUGCUCCAGGACAUGAAGUUGAUGCUCCACUAAGUCUGAAUCAUACUGCCAGUCCGCCUAUAUGCUGUAAGUCUGCAUCACCUUCGGUAUCACCUUCCGAUGCAGUUGUUAUUAGCUCUUCCCUUACUUUUGUGGUAGGAUUGUGGCAGAUUUUCUUCGGUUUAUUAAAUGCUGGGUUACUCGCCGUUUGGUUAUCAGAUCACCUAGUUCAAGGACUGACUUCUGGCGCUGCUGUACAUGUUGUAACGUCGCAGCUUAAGUCAAUAACUGGAGCAGAUGGAUUACCGCCAACGAGCGAACCAUUUGGUCUAAUAAAGUUCUAUUUAUGUUUCUACAAACAAGCCCAUACAGUGAAUCUGCACUGUGUAGUGUUAUCUUUGAUUGCCGUUUCACUAUUGCUCUUAUCGAGCUUCUUCAUCGACCCCAUCUUGAAAAAAUGGAUAAAAAUUAAGUUUCCAAUGGAGUUUGUUGUGGUUCUUUUCUCAAUUCUUCUUAUCUAUCUGUCGGAAGGUACUCGUUAUCACAUAAAUGUUCCAAUACUUGGACAGGUGGAUUCCGGACUUCCUGGUCCGCGUUUGCCCUCGUUUGAAGAAGUUGGGGAACUCAUAGGGCAAGGCUUCACCGUUGCAAUAAUAUCUUUUGUUAUACAUAUCGCCCUCGCUAAGCUGGUAUCGAAAAAGUUCAAUUAUGAGAUAGACGUAAAUCAGGAAUGGUUUGCUCUGGGUGCUGCACACACGCUUUCAUCAUUUUUCGGAUGCUUUGUUGGAGGAUCCUCGAUUGGGCGGACUAUGACGCAAGUCAAACUUGGAACGAAGAGUCAGCUCUCGACUUUGAUAUGCACAUUGAUAAUGAUUGGCUUUGUAUAUGGAGCUGGAAAAUUCAUCUAUCACCUUCCAAAGGCCAUCUUGGGUUGCAUUAUUGUUGUGGCGAUGAAAGAUUUACUCAUCCAACUUGUUCGAGGUUUUCAUUUAUGCAAAGAAAGCACCGUGGAUUUUAUGAUAUUUUUUGUUACACUGGUAUCUGUUAUUCUAACGAAUGUCAAUAUUGGGCUUAUUGUUGGUAUUGUUUUUGCACUACUAACAGUGGUUUUUCGAACACAGUGGGCGGACAGUUUUUGUAUGGGUCGAAUACCAGGCACAUCGGAUUUCAAAGGUUUGGGACACUAUCGCAGCGCAGAAGAGCUGCCAGGAAUAAAGGUUUUUCGCUUUGAUGCACCACUGUAUUUCGCUAAUGCUGAGUUAUUCAUAUCUCGUGUAAAUGAUGCCUGCGGAUUGAAUCCCGUCCUUGUGAAAGCAAAGUUGAACGAAAGUGCUGCAGCGGAAAAAAAUAAGACGAACAUGGAUGAGAGCGCAGAAGAUUCAAAAAAUGCUCCUGGAGAUAUGGAGUUGCGAGUCGUAGGACGUCGUCUUGCGGAUGCGUCCACAGAGGUAGUGGAAGAUUCAACAGAACAUGUUGUUACACAGCUUACGCAUAUUAUUAUAGACUGCUCGAGUAUUCCUUACAUAGACUUGAUGGGAAAGGAUGCUAUUUGUCAAAUAGUUGCCGACUACGCUGCAAUUGACAUCACUGUAUUGAUUGCUAACGCCAAAGUAACUUUGCGCCAACUUUUUGAAACAAGUGAUUUUUACCAAAAAGUUUCCAAGAACAAAAUGUUUGUAAGUGUUAAUGAUGCGGUAUCGCAAGCCCUGAAAGAACAAAGAGAACGCUUCCCUGAUCGUCCACCAGCGAUUAUGCCAUCCGAGAUAAUGCGAAAACCAGUUGUCUUGAAAGAAGAGCCCGUAGCAUUAUCUCCCGCUCAGAAAACAAUAGUCAGUAAUGUAUAUGAAGAAGGCGAAGAACAGAUCACACAGAGUGCAGCAUCUACCACCCAGGCGCCCGAAUUUUCGGGACCCAGUACCAGGGCACGUAAAGGAAUCAUCAAAAGAAAAGAUGACUUAGCAAAAAAGGACGAAAAGAAAAGAAAAGAUGAAAUUAAGAAGGACGAUCAGGAGAAAAAGAAGGAUGAAGGGAAAGUGCCAAUAUGGCGACGUCCAUUCAAAAAGGUAUCGAGAAAAGAUUUGGAUCAAACCCAAUAAACUUAAAGAUACUGCUUCCUAUAUAACGAAAAUAAGAAAAGAC